UUCAAACUUUCGUGAGUCAAGUCGAAAUUACGUUCGGGGGUAUCGGUGUUCAUCCGAUCUAUCGGAAAUAGAAUUAGGGUUUUAAGUUUAGCCCCAAAUUGAAUAAAAACCUUCUCCGUCCUCUUCUCUCGUGCGUAAUAAGUAACAUCCAGCCAUAAUCCAAGAUUUCAGCACCAAUUUACAUCCAGUGUCGAUUUUAAUUGACUGAGAAAUACCACCUGGUUCGUUAAGCCCUAAUUAAUUCCAAGCAAUGGCUCAGCCCAACAAUACUGCUGGAGUUGACAACACUUUCAGAAGGAAAUUCGACAAAGAAGAGUAUCUGCAACGCGCUCGUGAGCGUGAAGAAAAGGAGUUGGAAGGCCGUUCUAAAUCAAAAGGUCCUCCAGUGCAAAGGAAACCCUUGAAGCAUAGAGAUUAUGAAGUGGACCUCAACUCUCGCUUGGGGAAGACUCAGGUUGUCACUCCAAUUGCACCCCUUAGCCAGCAGGCUGGAUACUUCUGCUCUGUUUGUGAAUGUGUAGUGAAAGACUCUGCAAACUAUUUGGACCAUAUCAAUGGGAAGAAACAUCAAAGAGCCUUGGGAAUGUCUAUGCGUGUAGAACGUGCAUCUCUUGAACAGGUACAGCAGCGAUUUGAAAACCUGAAGAAGCGAAAAGAUCCUGGAACCUUCACUGAGCAAGAUCUUGAUGACCGGAUCUUAAAACAACAGCAAGAAGAGGAGGAAAAGAAGCGUCAAAGGCGAGAAAGGAAAAAGGAAAAGAAGAAAGAGAAGGCAGUAGAGGAGGAAAUCGAGGUGGACCCCGAUGUUGCAGCUAUGAUGGGAUUUGGAGGUUUUGGUUCUUCCAAAAAGUAAAACAAGACUGACUAUACCUGUUUUAAGUUCUUAAUCACAACUGCAUCAACAAGUUGAUCUGUAAGUUGUAUAUUGUAUUGCUCAUCUUAUGCCUUAUACAAAGCACCAGAACAUGUUCCCUA
Molecule: messenger RNA, 975 nt
Organism: Lactuca sativa (garden lettuce)
Lineage: Eukaryota; Viridiplantae; Streptophyta; Magnoliopsida; Asterales; Asteraceae
Product: C2H2 and C2HC zinc fingers superfamily protein
Biological process (GO): mRNA splicing, via spliceosome
Cellular component (GO): U4/U6 x U5 tri-snRNP complex; spliceosomal complex
Molecular function (GO): zinc ion binding; nucleic acid binding
Source: RefSeq, a predicted model, not a curated record